Messenger RNA from Pyricularia grisea, 1695 nucleotides. RefSeq lists its product as uncharacterized. The transcript has a single exon. The record is from RefSeq and is a predicted model, not a curated record. The coding region runs from base 1 to 1695 and encodes 564 amino acids. Lineage: Eukaryota; Fungi; Ascomycota; Sordariomycetes; Magnaporthales; Pyriculariaceae.
AUGUCACACGAUCAAGAGCACAACUCGGACCCUGAUGGUAGCCGGAGUGGCUACAUAUUGGGAAACGAUUAUGCUCCACCAUAUGUCUCCAAAUGGUCCCGAGAACUGUCCAAGGGCUUCGAGAAAGAUCAUGGCUUCAGUGACCAUGUGCUGCGUCACAUGAAUUGCAGUUACUUCUCGACUACGGGCCAGGCGCCGACCUUGUUGUCCCUGAAGCAGCAUGCCCAGUCUCUUGCACACGCCAUCGCACUUCUGAGCCCUUCCGCGCAGGUGAUUGCCGGGAUAGUCAACGAGGGCGACGCGAACGACCAACCAGAGUCUUCUGAUAAGCACACCCAGCCGCUUGCCCUACACGAGGCCAUGGACUUCCUGGCCUCGCUGACGAAGCCUUACAGCAACAACGACCCGGACCACCACCGCCAGCUCAACAGCCUGCUCAACGAGGUCAGCGGUGGUCACGACAUCAUGGGCACCCAGUACCACUGCCCGCUGGCAGACUGCGACGCUCCGAGGGACCCCGAGGACGGCAGCGGCCCGCCGGGUCGUGCCAUGCCCUACGCGAGCCACCACAAUCUGCUGAUGCACGCCAACGCCUGCCUCGAGCGGCUCGACCACGAGCUGAGCGCUCAGGGCGGCAUUCUUUCCGUACUGCCGCAAACCCACUCUCCCCAUGAGGUGGAGGAGCUGCGGGCGGCACGCAAUACGCUACUCGGUCAGCUUCUUACCUUUGUCCAAGCGCUGGUGGGCCGCAUGCACGAGCUGGAGCUCCAGUACGCGAACAUGGCCGACGCGCUGUCCGGCGCGGCGGUCAUACCACGGCAGCAGCUUUCGGCGGUGGGCGUGGAUGGGCGCGCCGCCGGGGCGCCCAUCGCGUACCCGCAAGACCGCUGGAUCCUGGCAAACGCGGGUAAAGAUGUCUUAAACUACGUUCACGACCUUCUCGACAGGCGUGAGGCCAAGAUGACUGAGAAGGAAGAUGUCUGGGACAAGGCUGGCGCGAUGGGGACGAGAGUUUUGGACGAGGACCAUAAUGAUAGUGAGGACGACGACGACGACGGUGAGGAGGGCGAGUUAAGCGGCCAAAAGCGCAAGGGCCGGGGCAUCGCGUACGUCGACAUCACCACUCGAUACUACCGGGCCCGGGGCCAUACGGCGGGUGAGAAUGAUAAGGGCACCAUCUUCGUGGUGCCAGCGUGGAAGCAUCACCCGGCACUAUAUCACACGGCCGAGGUGGAAGAGCGCCCGACGGUGGUAACGGUGCCGGACCCUCACGUGCCGGACCGCAUCAGCGUCCUACAGGACAAGUACGAGAAGCGCAUCACCGAGGGAGCCAAGGCAGCAGACGAAAAUAUACGGCUGAGCAAGCUAUGCAAGACGCUCCAGGACGACGUGCAAUCGCUGACGGAGGAAGGGCAGCGUGACAAGAAGAUGAAUGAGAUUAUGCAGAAUCUGUUCGACAAGGACAACAGGGGGCUUGUGGACGAGAUAGCAAAGCUUUCCGAAGAGUGCAGGGUCGCUAAGAAAAACAACGCCGAGGCUGCGACGCGUAUCUGGCAGUCCAACAAACAGUCGACUGAGGUACAACGUCAACUUGGACGGGCACAAAAGCAUAUCAACGCUUUGACGGCCGAGUUGGACAAGACCAGGUUUGAGUACAAUGCUCUGCGAAGGAAGAAUCAAGGGGCGGCUGCAUGA